GCGGGAUACACUUUGCCGGAGACGCUCUCGACAUCAACGGCCAUGGCGAGCUCAAGCAGACUCACUGACCCAGAGAGGACGAUCAGGGUAACUCUGUUUGGCGCAAGCGGCCUCGCAAAGCGCGAUCUCCUCGCGCUCCCAGAUCCAUUUGCAGUCCUUACUGUCGAUGGCGAGCAGACGAGCACGACCGCUGUGAUACGGCGGACGCUAUCACCGACAUGGAAUGAGCAUUUCGAUGUCACCGUUCGCCAGUCAUCUAUGCUUGCCAUCCAGGUCUUUGAUCACAAGAAGUUCAGGAAACGCGAUCAAGGCUUCCUCGGCGUCAUCAAUAUUCCCGCAUCUGAAGCGCUCGCGCACGCCGCCGACAGUCGCGAUAUCAUUACGCGCGAUCUGACCAUGUCAGCGAACAAUCUCUCCGUAUACGGCAAGUUGCUCUUUGGUUUCUCCCUCACAACGCAACCACCGCCCAACGCCAUCGCGGAGACGGAGGGAGCGCCCGAGCAGCGCCCACAGUCGGCGCAACAGCAGUCUGCACAGCAACCCCCACCGCAUUCCCAAGACGACUUCAUGCGUCCCCCAUCCGGACUUGCUGUCCCUCGCCCUCACGGUGCUCCCGCCAACUCCCUGCGCCCUAUGUCGUCCCACGCGAACCUCGGCCCGUCACGCUUUCCCGCGACAGAACCCGCCCCACGUCCGUUGAGUACGGUCCCUCAGCGCAUCACGGACGAUGAGAACGGGAUGCCCCUUCCACUCGGGUGGGAGCGCCGCCAGGACCCCGGCACCGGGCGUACAUACUACGUCGACCACAACACGCGUUCCACAACCUGGCAUCGGCCGCCGCUCGCAGGGCAACAUCACCCAUCUCAGGCGCCCAUGCCGGCACAACCGCAGCCAUUGAAUGUCGCAGCUCGCAACCCGUCGGUGUCGUCCCGGAUGAGCACGGCGAGCGGUGGUGCGCCGCCGCCUAUCGGGAAUGCCGCGCCUGCGCAGAACAGUCACGCGGAUAUUCCGCUGCCGCUGGGAUGGGAGGAACGUAGGACGCCGGAGGGAAGGCCGUACUUUGUGGACCACCAUACACGGACGACGACUUGGGUCGACCCCCGACGAAACCAGCCGGGUACCGCUCCGACAACGUCUGUGCAGACGCCAAACCCCAACUUAGGCCCGCUGCCGUCGGGAUGGGAGAUGCGGCUGACUUCGACUGGGCGUGUGUACUUCGUCGAUCACAACACCCGGACUACGACAUGGGACGAUCCGCGCGCGCCGAGCUCGGUGGACGACAAUGCACCACAGUACAAGCGCGACUACAGGCGAAAGCUCAUCUACUUCCGCAGCCAGCCGCGCAUGCGGGUGCUGCCCGGAAAGUGUGACAUCAGAGUCCGGCGAUCGCACAUAUUGGAGGACAGUUAUGCGGCUGUCAUGCAACACUCGGGCGAGAACCUGAAGCGCCGACUCAUGAUCAACUUUGAGGGGGAAGAUGGAUUGGACUACGGUGGCGUGUCUAGAGAGUGGUUCUUCCUCAUCUCGCACGAGAUCUUCAACCCGAGCUACGGCCUGUUCGAAUAUUCUGCACACGACAACUACACGCUGCAGAUCAACCCCGCCUCCGGUAUCAACCCUGACCAUCUGAGCUACUUCAAGUUCAUUGGCCGUGUCCUGGGGCUGACCGUCUUCCAUCGCCGGUUCCUCGACGCGUACUUUGUGCCGAGUAUCUACAAGAUGAUCCUCGGCAAGCAUAUGACACUGGCGGAUUUGGAGAGCAUUGACGCGGACUUGCACCGCUCGUUGAACUGGAUGUUGACAAACGACAUCACGGACGUCUUGGAGGAGACGUUCUCGAUUACAGAGGAUCGCUUCGGCGAGUUGGUGACAAUUGAACUCAAGCCGGGCGGCGAAAACUUGGAGGUGACGGAGGCAAACAAGAAGGAGUACGUCGACUGCGUUGUCGACUACCGCAUCUCGCGACGGGUCAAGGACCAGUUCGAUGCGUUCAUGGAGGGCUUGCUAGAGUUAAUCCCCAUGGACCUCCUGCACGUCUUCGACGAGCGUGAGUUGGAACUCCUAAUUGGCGGAAUGUCCGAGAUCGACAUGGACGACUGGACCAAGUUCACCGACUACCGCGGCUACGAGAAGACCGACCAGGUGAUCGAGUGGUUCUGGCAGUGCAUUCGUUCCUGGCCGGCGGAGCGCAAGUCGCGCCUAUUGCAGUUCACCACGGGCACGUCGCGCGUGCCGGUGAACGGCUUCAAAGACCUCCAGGGCUCGGACGGCCCGCGGCGGUUCACGAUUGAGAAGUCGGGGGACCCGGCGGGCCUGCCGCGGAGCCAUACGUGCUUCAACCGACUGGAUCUGCCGCCGUAUACGGACUAUGAGAGCCUGGAGACGAAGUUGAUUUAUGCGAUCGAGGAAACGGAAGGCUUCGGAGUAGAGUGAGGGGGCAUAGCAGCUGGCUCCCGUAUGGACAUUUGAUCCGCGAGGCUCGGCCGUCAUUCAAACUACUAGCGUCGAUAUUUCCUUCCUCUUUGUUUGCUCGCGCUAUCCCUAUUCUGCUGUAUCUUUCGGUGUAUAAUCUGGUUUUUGUUACAUGUACUAUGACCAUCGAAAGCCGCGCUAUAAUGUAUCGGAUUUUUUGCUGUCCGUCACGGGUAGAUAUGGUGCAGCGGGCUUUGUUUGUUGAGCUACAUGAGCUAGCGCAGCUCGCCUCGCAUCAGAUUCUUCUAGUCAUGGCCUGGCUAUACCCAGCUGCUAGACGACCACUAUGUAUCGGCGAGGCAACUAGACGUGCAUCAGAUAUGAUGGAAGGACGGAAGGUGGCGGCGCGGGGCUGAUAGAUUG
Schizophyllum commune H4-8 is the source of this 2835-nucleotide messenger RNA. Its product is annotated as HECT-domain-containing protein. The coding region runs from base 43 to 2433 and encodes 796 amino acids. Gene Ontology annotation, molecular function: protein binding; ubiquitin protein ligase activity. Gene Ontology annotation, biological process: ubiquitin-dependent protein catabolic process. The record is from RefSeq and is a predicted model, not a curated record. NCBI's taxonomy places the organism in Eukaryota, Fungi, Basidiomycota, Agaricomycetes, Agaricales, Schizophyllaceae. The transcript has 11 exons.